This is a messenger RNA of Hibiscus syriacus, 1263 nucleotides long. RefSeq names its product GDSL esterase/lipase At4g01130-like. Lineage: Eukaryota; Viridiplantae; Streptophyta; Magnoliopsida; Malvales; Malvaceae. Gene Ontology annotation, molecular function: hydrolase activity, acting on ester bonds. The record is from RefSeq and is a predicted model, not a curated record. The transcript is spliced from 5 exons. The coding region runs from base 29 to 1207 and encodes 392 amino acids.
GCAAAUCUAAUCCACUUUCCAUCGAAAGAUGACACUCCCUUUAUCCAGAACCAUUCUUCAUUUCCGACACGUAUUGUUGGUGCUGUCGGUGGCGAUGCCAAUGCUGUCAACUUGUUCAUCUCAAGAUUCCAAAUGUGAAUUUAAAGCAAUCUUCAACUUCGGCGACUCAAAUUCCGACACAGGCGGGUUUUGGGCUGCUUUCCCGGCACAGUCAGGACCUUUCGGCAUCACCUUCUUCAAGAAACCAACCGGUCGUGCCACUGAUGGCAGAGUCAUACUCGAUUUCUUGGCACAAGCUCUGGGAUUAUCAUUUAUUAGUCCGUACUUGCAGUCGAUAGGAUCUGAUUACCGGCAUGGAGCUAACUUCGCAACGCUGGCUUCCACUGUGCUUUUGCCCAACACUUCAUUAUUUGUUACCGGCAUCAGUCCUUUUUCUUUGGCCAUUCAGCUUAAUCAAAUGAAGGAAUUCAAGGCCAAAGUUGUCGAAUAUCAUUCGACGAAUCAAAAAGGAUUAACGAAGCUGCCUUCACCAGCUAUCUUUGGGAAAUCACUCUACACCUUUUACAUUGGUCAGAAUGAUUUUACUUCAAAUUUGAAGGCCAAUGGUAUCGAGGGAGUGAAGCAAUAUCUUCCCCAAGUGGUUUCCCAAAUUGCUGGCACUAUCAAGGAGCUAUAUGGUCUAGGUGGGCGUACAUUUUUUGUUCUAAAUCUUGCACCGGUCGGUUGUUAUCCGGCAUUAUUAGUGCAGCUGCCUCACGAUACUUCGGACUUGGAUGAAUUCGGUUGCCUUAUCUCUUACAACAAUGCCGUGGUCGAUUAUAAUAGCAUGUUAAAAGAGGCACUAAGCCGAACCAGACGAGAUCUUCCCGAUGCUUCUUUGAUACAUGUGGACACUCAUGCUGUACUUCUACAGCUUUUCCAGGAUCCCACAUCCCAUGGUCUUAGAUAUGGCACCAGAGCUUGUUGUGGAUAUGGUGGUGGGAAAUAUAAUUUUCACCCAGAGGUUUAUUGUGGGAAUAGCAAGGUGAUGAAUGGAAGCAAAGUUACAGCAAUGGCUUGUAAAGACCCCAACAACUAUGUUAGCUGGGAUGGGAUACAUGCGACUGAAGCAGCCAAUAAACUCACAACGUUGGCCAUUCUCAACGGCUCCUACUUUGAUCCUCCUUUUCCUCUUCACAGCCUCUGUUAUCUCCAUCCUAUAGGUUGAUAAAUGCAGAAAGAAAACUCUGCUGUUGCUUUUGUUUAAUUGCAAACUCAGAGAUG